Molecule: messenger RNA, 432 nt
Organism: Theileria equi strain WA
Lineage: Eukaryota; Apicomplexa; Aconoidasida; Piroplasmida; Theileriidae
Exons: 4
Coding region: 1-432 (143 amino acids)
Source: RefSeq, a predicted model, not a curated record
AUGAGCCUUUUAUUUCCUAGAAAUUUUCUUAUUGCAAAAAAUGUCCUAGCUGAAGCAGGGAUUAGUCCUAAUGUCUUCCAAAGAUGGAAUUUUAUCUCCACAAACCAUAAAAAUCUAUCAAUAAAUCGAUUUAGUGUCUAUUCUGAGAUCAUCUCGACCGUCUGUGAUUUAAACAAUAGGAUCAGAACUCUCAUAAACAGCCUUUAUAUAACGUUUUCUAGAGGAAGAAGAUCGUACGGUAACCACGUCUCAAGCAAAUGGCGUUGGUAUCAUAGACACGGUUACUGGGCUACCAGGAAGAAGCUUCUGAAGUUCGACACAUAUAGACGUCACAGAUACCACGAAGUUCGAGGACCUGGGAAAAGGGCACCAAGUAAAUGGGAAGACCAAUCAUAUUAUAAACCAUUAAAAACUGCCGUAAAGUUUUGGUAA